AUGGCGUCUCAGUGGCAGGGCAUGAGGACCUCCGUGCGCAGACGAUCACUCCUAAAGGAGGAACAGCUAGAGAAGGAGGUGACCCGGUCUGCUGGAGGUCAUCUGGAGACCUGUCCCUUGGGCUCCUUGUGCAGACAGUUCCAAAGGAGGCUGCCACUGAGAGCGGUGAGCAUGAACCUCGGUAAUGGCCCCUCCUGGAAACGCCUGGAAACCCCAGAGCCAGAGCAGCAAGGUCUUCAGGCUGCAGCUCGCGCCAAAAGCACCUUGGGUGCCAUGUCCCAGAGGAUCCAGGAGUCCUGUCAAAGUGACACCAAGUGGUUGAUGGAGACCCAGGUGAGAAUGAGGAGGAAUCGAGGAGCCCAGAAAGACAGAGGGUCGCCAUCACCCAGUCUGAGUCAGAAGAACACUCAGCUAUGCAGAGCCAACAGGGAUGCUAGAGGGCGAGGACAUCCUCGCCUCUCUGGCCAGAUGGAUCCACAUGCCCAAUGCCGUCAGCGGCUAAGGAGGGAGGCUGCCCUCCGGAGCCCCUGUUCCUCCACAGAUCCUCUCUACUCUCCCAGUGAGUCUGACAGCGACCUAGAGCCUAUGGGAGCUGGAAUCCAGCAUCUUCAGAAGCUGUCUCAAAAGCUGGACAAAGCCAUCAAGGCUGAAGAGAGCAGUGACAUGAUCAUCUCCCUUAUCCGUGAAUGA
Rattus rattus (black rat) is the source of this 690-nucleotide messenger RNA. Its product is annotated as protein PIMREG-like. NCBI's taxonomy places the organism in Eukaryota, Metazoa, Chordata, Mammalia, Rodentia, Muridae. The record is from RefSeq and is a predicted model, not a curated record. The coding region runs from base 1 to 690 and encodes 229 amino acids. The transcript has a single exon.